Paramecium pentaurelia is the source of this 522-nucleotide messenger RNA. NCBI's taxonomy places the organism in Eukaryota, Ciliophora, Oligohymenophorea, Peniculida, Parameciidae. The record is from the annotation of a GenBank genome assembly.
AUGUUAAUUAUCACAAUCAAUAACGGACAGAAACCAUAUCAGAUUUAGUAAGAACUAUUCUUUUAUCUAUUUAGUGAAAGAGAAUAAUUUGAAAAUGUGAAACUUAUAAAAAAUAAAUUAUAGAAAGAAAAAUAGAUCCUUCUGCCAGAAGUUCUUGAAUACCAUGAUUAAUUGAAAUAAUAAGUAAUGCAGCCUAUUCAAUUAUGGAGAGUAAAUAAUUCAAAUCUAAAUUAUAACUAUCUCAUCUAGAAGAUAAAAGGAUUUGUAUCAUAGAUUGAGUUAGAUUAACAAUAAUUUAUAUUCUAUAUAUUCCCAAAACUAUAGCAAUUAGAAAAAUUUCACAGCAGUCCAAAUACUUCAGAGGCUGCCAAUUGGUUAUGAGUGAGGGGUAAAAUCAAGACCUUAAUUUACUCAAAUAUAAUUUAGAUAACGCUCUCAAACAUUAAUUCUGAGGCUCUUUUGAUGUAGCGAUUUCAGAAAAUAAAUUUUUAGUAUUCUCAAAAAUAAUAUUUAUUUGUAGGU